This is a messenger RNA of Henningerozyma blattae CBS 6284, 789 nucleotides long. RefSeq names its product mitochondrial 54S ribosomal protein mL67 (gene MHR1). The record is from RefSeq and is a predicted model, not a curated record. Gene Ontology annotation, molecular function: structural constituent of ribosome; single-stranded DNA binding; DNA strand exchange activity. The transcript has a single exon. Bases 1 to 789 code for a protein of 262 amino acids. Gene Ontology annotation, biological process: DNA recombination; positive regulation of mitochondrial DNA replication. Gene Ontology annotation, cellular component: nucleus; mitochondrial large ribosomal subunit. Lineage: Eukaryota; Fungi; Ascomycota; Saccharomycetes; Saccharomycetales; Saccharomycetaceae.
AUGUCAAAAUUAAAUGUUAAUAUUAAUAAAGCCACAUCAAGAUUUCGUACUGCCAAAUGGUUGCAAAAGGCAGGAUAUGCACCACAAGUGUUUAUAUUCCGUAAUCUGGAGUCUGGACAGAUUCUAUACUCGCAAGUACCAGUAUUUUCACAAAGACAAAUCAAUGAUCAAUUUCUUAGACCAAAUUGGGACAAUAAAAAGCCUCCAUUAAGAAGAGAUAUUUGGAAAUGUAUGUGUGUAAUUGAUUUACCAACUUAUGAUGUAGGAAUAAAAUUAUUCCAAGAUUUGAAACGAUUAAGAUAUUUACGUGAUGUUACAUUUAAAAAAGAAACUGAUGCAAUGAGAAAGAAAAAUGAAUAUGGUAGAAUAUGGUAUAGAGGCCUAUAUAGACCUACUUAUUCGCAAGAAGCUGUUGCAGAUCUAAUUGAAUCAUUAACUAAGAUACGAGAUGAUAAGACAAUAAGCAAAGUGGGUGACAAAAUAAAGAUCCAUUGGGAGGAUCAAUGGAGAAUGGGUGAUAAGAAAAAAUAUUGGGAACCAGAGUUGCCACAUGUUAAGCAUGAGAUGAUACCUAAAUUAGGGAAUGCUCACAGAGAUGAAAGUGUUAUAUUAAAGAUAUUAGGUGAUAAGGCUAAAUUGGCAUUCUCUAAAGAAACUACUCCAUCUGUUAACGAGAACAAUAACACUUCUUCUAUUGAGGAAAAUAUUGGUACUUCAACUUUUGUUGAAGAAAAUGAUACUGCCUCAUCUAAAGUAGAAGGGAAACGAAAAAUAUUUGGUAUAUUCUAA